UCGGAGUCUCGGACGGAACUUUGGCUCAGUCGCCCAGGGUCCAUUACGCGAGUGAGAACAAGAGCGCCAACGACUGGAAGAGUCGCUUGAGGGUGCUGGUUGGUGGUGACUCUUGAUGUGUUUGUAAAGUUUUAAAUAGAUUUUGUGUCACAUGUAGUCAAAAUAUAUUCAGGAGAUAUACAUAGAAAAGUGAAUUGACAUUCAAACGAUAAUUGAUUUGUUGAAAUUUUAAAUAGUGAGGACAAAAGGUGGUAUUGACAAAGGUGUGAUCUCCUUUAGGGCAAAACUCUUUUGGUUCUGCCUUGGGAUGAUGACGGAAAUAGAAUGAGUGAACGAUCCUUUAAGAGAUAAACAAUUAUGAUCAGCAGUAAGUGAUCGAAGCAGCGUCAAAACAGCAGGCGAAUUUAUACAUAGCCAGUUUUCUCUCGCCUACAUUUCAUGGUUAAUCCACGAAGGACAACGCUCUGAUAUUCUUUAAUGGCGGUAUAACCGUGCGACUGAGUGAGGCAUAUUAAGCAAGGGCGGAGGAUUUCAGAAGCCACCAAGAUGAAGGACCUGUCCUUCCCCAAAGCGGGUUUGACCAGCGACCAGUUAAAGGGAACGCAGUCUCGCGAAAACGGAAACUCGCAGGAAUUCAUUGGUUUCGCCACUUUGCCGGAGCAAGUCCACCGAAAGAGCGUCAAAAGGGGAUUCGACUUCACGUUGAUGGUUGUUGGGGAAUCGGGUCUGGGAAAGUCCACGCUCAUAAACAGCCUCUUCCUCACAGAUCUCUACAAGGAGAGGAAAGUUCCCACCGCUGAAUCGAUGGUGGAAAAGACGGUCGCCAUAGAAAAAAAGACUAUAGAAAUCGAGGAAAGAGGCGUCAAACUGAGACUGACAGUUGUCGAUACUCCAGGCUUCGGAGACGCCGUGAACUGCGAGGAAGGCUGGAAGAGCGUCGAGCGGUACGUCGAUGAACAGUUCAACAAAUUUUUCCAGGACGAAUCUGGACUCAACCGGAAGAACAUCCAGGACCACAGAGUGCACUGUUGUCUCUACUUCAUUCCGCCUUAUGGCCACGGGCUGCGACAACUCGACGUGGAAUUCAUGAAGCGGUUGCACCGGAAGGUGAACAUCGUGCCUGUCAUAGCCAAAGCGGACACCUUAACCAAAUCCGAAAUUAAGAAGCUCAAGGCCAACAUCCUCAAUGAUAUAGAGGAAAAUAAAGUUAAGAUUUACCAGUUUCCCGAAUGUGAUUCAGACGAGGACGAAGAUUUCAAGCAACAAGACCGCGAGCUGAAGGCCUCGAUACCCUUUGCUGUGAUAGGCUCAAACUGCAUCAUAGAAGUCGCUGGGAAGAAGAUGAGAGGGCGGCAGUACCCAUGGGGCAUUGUUGAAGUGGAGAACUCUGCGCACUGCGACUUCGUGAAACUUCGCACGAUGCUCAUCUCAACGCACAUGCAGGACAUGAAAGAAGUCACACAAGAUAUCCAUUACGAAAACUUCCGUGCUCAGUGCAUCUCGCAAAUGCAGCAGGUAGCAAUGAAAGAGAGAAACAAAUUGAAACGAGAGAGCGCAGCCAAUUUCGACCACGUCGGAGAUGCUGAUAAAUUGUUACAACAAAAAGAUGAGGAGAUCCGACGGAUGCAGGAAAUGCUCAGCCAGAUGCAGGAGAAGCUGAAGGAAUCAGGGAAGGACCAGGCCUCGGCUCUUGGCCUCGAACCAGGCAAGCGGGACUCGGUGGUCAACGUUUGAUGUCGCACCACCCGAGGAAUCAAUCAAGUGUUCUUUCUACCAGUGUACAUGUUCGGUGUGUGAUGUGGUGUCAAUCACAGAUAUCCUUGUGGACCAUAACUUUAAACCCGGUGCUUUAUUAGUGACAUUGCCAGUAAUGUAUUAUCAUCAUCAUCAUUAUUAUUUCAUUUUUUUUUCUUUUUCCUUUUCUUUGGAAACCUUCCAUUAGGUGUGAACUAACACAACGGAAUAUAUCUCCGCGAAUCUUUGUGAAUAGGCAGUCACUGACAAACGUUUCCACGUUCAUGUGCUGAAAAGUGUGGUGUAUUUAUAUAGAUAAUGUGGUGAAAUUCAAGAAAUGCUUCAGUGAGACCUAAUGAUGCCUGUAUAAUGAUAAACCUCGUCUCAUCGUGCACAUAUCACACUUGAUAUACCAGUGCUCAUUCCAUCAUCCAUGCUCCUUUUUUAAUUUCAUGAAAGUUCCAGCGUUUUAUCACCGCACAACUGUAUAUCAUAGGGAGGCUUUCUGAGUGACUACUUUUUGUUAUCUAUGUAGACAAUUUCGGAAGCCUUGCGUACUACAGGGAAGUGUUGGCCUCUCUGUUUGUAAUAUCGAAGUGUUGGGUAAUUGCUCAAAUUUGCUUUGAUGUUGUGAGCUCCAUCCUCCCACCUUGGUUUUUCUUCUUCUUGUACUGUGGGCAUCAUAGCUGUGCUCCCAGGGUAUGCGGUCUUCCCUCCUGGGCUUAUGAAACCUACACCUUCGUUGUCAGUACCACAUGCUUUGAGUUUUGGAGUUUGACCAUUGGGAAUUUACAGACUCACCCUUGGGCUUUUUGGGCAUUAAAAGUGACAUAUCGAUGGACUUAUGAUAAAUAAUUCACCCUUGAGCUAAGUCUCAGCCUUGGAUUUUUUUUAUAAUCCCCACAUGGGCAGUCUAACCUUCGGGCUUCAGGGGCUUAGCGUUAGUCUUUUACGACCUCUCCCUUUGUAGAAUUUAAGAUCUCACUGUGUUCUGAGCUUUUAAAGACCCUUCUAGGGCUGGCAAGGACUCUAAGACCUCGCCAAUUACCUUUUAAAACCUCAUGAGAGUGCUUGUCAAGAACUCACCUUAGGGCUUGUAACCCUUAAACGUUUGUGUGCAAGUGUGUACGUAUGCGUUGUGUAAUUGGUGUUGGAAGCUUGGUCUAUGAAAACGAAUUGCAUGUUGGACAUUGUACGUGUUUUGAAUAAGAGGUUCAGUUGUUUCAAUAUUUUCUUUCUGUCACACGCCAUUGGAGGUUUGAUUAGAUUAAGCUGGCCUUAUUCCAGCACGGGACCUUGCUUGAAGGAUGCCCACAGGUGUGACUAAGGUGUGAAAGGGGAUAUGAGGCUUGGUGUUGGUCUCCGAACUUUGGUUGGUCACAGAAAUGAAACAUGCAGUUAAUUAUACGAAACUGAAUCUUUGUCUUUUAAUAUAUUUGCAUACGGCUACAUUUGUCAGAUUGCCGAUGUUCUUAUACCAGAUUUUCAUGACGCUAUAUUAUCAAUAUUUCGAUCUUUGAUUUUUUUUUCAAAAUUCUUAACCCUUUUCAGAGACAGACGUCAUUUUGUAAGGCUCUGUUAUUUAUCAAAAACGUUUAUUAACCAUUCGUUAAAACAUCUUAAAUGAUGUUUUGUCAUAUUUGUUUUAGUGUGUCCUUAAUUAUUGUAGUGUAUCAGUUGAACCUUCAAGUUUUAUAGUUAUGGAAAUAUGCAGCAAUUAAUUCUAUUUUUUGACUCAAGCAAAAAUGCGUAAACAAGCCCUUUACCGCGUAAAAAAAUUCAAUAUCGAUCGGUGUAUAUAUAUAUAUAUAUAAUCAUAAGAAAACCGUAAGCAUAACCGAUAAAGUUUCCUACAAUUUACUGCAUCUAAAGAAGCAUUUCAUCAGAAUCACAAAUUCCAUGACAUUUUAUUGCCGAUAUUUUCGUUGAAGAACAUCAAACAUAUUUUCUGCACAAACAAAACUGACGCCAGAAUGUUGUCAUUGGCACAGACUAUUUCAUUUUCUAUUAUGGAUAUAACUUAUGGCCGUUGUUAAAUAACACUUUGAAAUACUCAAAGAAAGACUGACUAGGAACUCUGAUGUUAUCUUUCAAUGGACAGGAAAAAGUUAACGCAAAUCAGUGUACGCAUUAAUCAGUGGUUGAUAAAAAGGUUUUGUUUAUUAACAAACUUAUGUUUGUUAAUCUCUACAAACAAGGCAGUCAUCUUUAAAAAAUAACACAGCAUUUCCUAUUUAACAUUUGGCAUCUUUAUGGAGAAAUUUGAAUUUUGUUUCUCUUAAAUGCUACUUGUUUAAAAUUUACUGUAAAUGGAUAAUUGUUUUUUUUACACCAGUCCCAAAAAUUUUGUAUAAAUGUAGCCUACUAAUUAUUUCAUCGUGAGAGAAAUGACAAAAAUGAGUCAUUUAAUAUGAAUAUGGCUAAAUAAGUUUAUCCCUUCAUAUAAUGUAGAAUGUACUCUGGAGAAUUGCUAAUUUAUGGCCAACUGGAAAAAAAAUCUAUAUGUAUAUCUUAUUUUUGUAGGUCAAAAGACUGGAAUUGAAAUAUUAUCAACCAGGCAAUUACAUGCCCAUUAUGAAAGCCGAAAAUACAGGAAAUGUUCAUUGAGCAAGAGACAGAGCUCUGAUACACGACAAGAUCUAGAGUAAAGAGAGUGGAGGCAUGUCAAAUUGAUUUACAAUAAAUAUUCCUGUUCAGCACUAAUUCACCUCUCUUUUAUAUCAAAAUAAAAGAAAACAAAGCCCUUGGGAUCUGAAGUACGCAGAAGGCCUGUGGUAACAACGGAGUCAGAGGUGGAGGGAGGAGGUCUGUGAAAGUCAGAAACAUGUAUUUUUGAAAAUCAGAAUAAGUGAGAUUAGUUCUAUGGUAACUAGAAAGCAAGUAAAGGAAGAAGUCAAGAAAGGCGUUGCGUGUGUAUAUGUGUAUGCAGUAUUAUGUAGCAAAUAUAACAGGUCAUGUUUCAGAAGGUCGUUAUUACAAUAUGUACUUGGAGUCAGUGAUUCACAAUGCCAAAAUCUAUAAGAAAGGGAGGAGGGGAACCAUGGUGUGGUAGAAGGGGAAGCCUUAGGAGAAUGAGAGGUAGACUAGCCCCUGAGUAAACAGGAAAAAACUAUGACGCGAGAGAUUUUAAAGCUGUUUGACUAUGAAAGCCUGAGAUUCAAGACUUGAGGGCACUGACAUGAUCAUAUUAUGAGAAAUGAAGCAGUUGUUGAAAACCCUGGUGUCUAAGGCUGAAAACAGAUUAGAAUGGUUCUGGCAAGUGAUGAAAUGGAGAGAGGGCCAGUCUAUGGGAAAAG
This is a messenger RNA of Macrobrachium nipponense, 5030 nucleotides long. RefSeq names its product septin-2-like (gene Septin4). The transcript is spliced from 11 exons. Gene Ontology annotation, biological process: cytoskeleton-dependent cytokinesis; regulation of exocytosis; intracellular protein localization. The record is from RefSeq and is a predicted model, not a curated record. Gene Ontology annotation, molecular function: GTP binding; GTPase activity; molecular adaptor activity. Gene Ontology annotation, cellular component: synaptic vesicle; cell division site; septin ring. Bases 547 to 1734 code for a protein of 395 amino acids. Lineage: Eukaryota; Metazoa; Arthropoda; Malacostraca; Decapoda; Palaemonidae.